Papaver somniferum (opium poppy) is the source of this 660-nucleotide messenger RNA. Its product is annotated as early nodulin-93-like. Lineage: Eukaryota; Viridiplantae; Streptophyta; Magnoliopsida; Ranunculales; Papaveraceae. The transcript is spliced from 3 exons. The record is from RefSeq and is a predicted model, not a curated record. Bases 106 to 429 code for a protein of 107 amino acids.
UACUUCUUCAAAAUACAUUUUCUUCAAUCUGCUAAUAUAACUCAAACACUUUCUCCCAUUCUCUCUCUCGAAUCAAUUACAUUUUCUAGCUUAUCUUUCAAAAAAAUGGAGAAAAACAUAGCUCAAUCACCACUUGAGAUCAAUGGGUUAGCUUCAUUUGAAAACAGACUUGCCAUGGCUAAGCAGUGUUCCCAACAGGGUGUCAUUGCUGGUGCUAAAGCUGCCGUUCUUGCUGGUAUUGCUUCUGCCAUUCCCACCAUUGCUAGUGUGAGGAUGUUGCCAUGGGCAAGGGCUAACCUCAAUCCAACUGCUCAAGCUCUCAUCAUCUCCACUGCUGCCGGAGCUGCUUACUUCAUUGUAGCGGACAAGACUGUUUUAGCAGCCGCCCGCAAAAACUCUAUCAAUUACAGCAGUGAACAAUCUAACUGAUUCAUAACGCUGAUGCCUAUGAUUAUUGGCUUAUAAUGAUGAUUGUAAUGCAAUGAUGAUGACGAUGAAGAAUUUAGAGGAUUUUAUUUUAAGUAGUAACUCCUUUUGUUUGUUUUUAUGUACUAAGGCACCUUAGCCCCGAGAUGAAUGUACUAUAAAUAAACAAAAUGUUGAAGGUUUCGACUUAUCAAAUGAAAACCAUGAAAGAUAAAUGAGGGAACUUCUUCAUCA